Molecule: messenger RNA, 630 nt
Organism: Mucor mucedo
Lineage: Eukaryota; Fungi; Mucoromycota; Mucoromycetes; Mucorales; Mucoraceae
Exons: 3
Coding region: 1-630 (209 amino acids)
Biological process (GO): regulation of transcription by RNA polymerase II
Cellular component (GO): nucleus
Molecular function (GO): DNA-binding transcription factor activity, RNA polymerase II-specific; RNA polymerase II cis-regulatory region sequence-specific DNA binding
Source: RefSeq, a predicted model, not a curated record
AUGUCUAACGUCUGCUUGUGGAAUCAUUGUUUGUUACCUGCAUCCGAACUCUCUUUGCAUUUAUCCAAAGAACAUAUUGGUUGGAAAAAGGCUGAAUACAAAUGUCAGUGGGACGAUUGCCAUCGAAAGAAUAUUGUUUGGCAUAGUCGGUUUUCUUUUGCCAACCAUUUACAUUUACAUACAGGCGAAAGUCCUUUUGAAUGUGGACACUGUCACAAAACAUUUUCAAACAUGGAAGGAUUAGAUCGACAUGCAAAGUUAGACCACGAACAACUUGAGAAAAAAGUGCCUGCGUCAAUAAAAAAGAAGCGCAAGCUGCAAGAACUACAACAACGUUACAAUGAUCAACUCUCUGACGAUUCUGACGAUUUAGAAGAGUUGCCACUUUUAUUAGAACGCGAAGUUAUACAACCUAGAGUCACACAUAUCAAAAACAAGGUCAAAAAGGACAGCAUGAUGGAUCAAUAUAAGCUAGCGAAAGCUCAACUAAAUUAUAUAUUACGGGAGAAUGAAAUGUUGUGUGAUGAAUGGGCCACAACCGAAAAGAAAUUAAAGAGAUUACGUACGGAAAGACGAGUCUUGUUGGAUGCAUUAGUUAAAAGAGGCUAUAAUAAUGAAGACGAGGAUUGA